Molecule: messenger RNA, 3271 nt
Organism: Cryphonectria parasitica EP155
Lineage: Eukaryota; Fungi; Ascomycota; Sordariomycetes; Diaporthales; Cryphonectriaceae
Exons: 8
Coding region: 1-2682 (893 amino acids)
Biological process (GO): regulation of DNA-templated transcription; DNA-templated transcription
Molecular function (GO): DNA-binding transcription factor activity, RNA polymerase II-specific; DNA binding; zinc ion binding
Source: RefSeq, a predicted model, not a curated record
AUGUCCAACGACCCGUCGGUCCGCCGACUGCUCCCACAGAGCUCGCAGAUGACCAACUUCAGCUUUGCGCCCCAGCCCUACCACCAGCCGAGGGAGACUCAGAAGAAUUAUGUCUUCGUCGACGAACACAAUCGCCAUAAGAGGCUGAAGGUGAUGAGAGCAUGUGAAGGGUGCCGACGGAGGAAGAUCAAGUGUGAUGCUGCCACCACUAACACCUGGCCAUGCUCUGCAUGCAUCCGCCUCAAGCUUCACUGCGUCCGCCCGAAUGGCUACGACGGCGCGGCUGAGCCUCAGGUCUUCGAGCCCACCCGUCCUGAGUAUGAGAGCGUAGGGGUUCACGACUUUCGCCCGCCUCUGAACAUGCCGCCACCACAUAUGCUGGCUGGAACCCCGGACGCUGCCUCCAUGUAUGCGCCCAAAGCAGCGAGUUAUUCGGGGCCGUCUGGUCUCUAUCAGCCCAUGCAGUAUGCAGACCACUCUCCGGUGGCCACUGGAAUGCAUUACACCACCAUACCACCCCCCGUUGGUGUCGUCGACAAUUCUUUCGCAGCAUCACAAUCGCAGCCGCAGGGGCAACCCUCUUUGUUUCCUAAUGCACACGUACAGCAGGGCAACCGUCCAGAUUCGCCCCCAGAGACGUACACCUCAGAGACCUAUGGACCGCAGGACCUCUCAGAGAUCCUCGGCACCCUGAAGCUGAACGAUGCAGGCACAGCACCAUAUCUCAACAACAAGUUAAGGAUCAGGACGCAAGGCGAGGAGGAGCCGCUACUUCCCGAAGAUGACGAGUACAAAACUUCACUGCCUCCUCUCAUAUCUGGUCCUGGUCACAAGGUCCGCAUACCACCAGAGCUGAUGCUGGACGAGGAGACAUCGUUACACUAUUUCGAUGCAUUCUUCACUCAUGUUCAUCCAUACAUUCCCGUACUGGACAGGACCACCUUCUACCGGCAGUGGCAGACAGAUCGGGAAUCAAUAUCACCAUUGGUUCUUGAAGCCAUGUUUGCGCUAGCAGGAAGGAUCAUGGACGAGCCUGGGGAGGGACAGCAGUGGCUAGCUCUAGCGACAAGACACGCCGAUUCUUUCCUCGAUAUACCUCGGUUGAGCACCUUACAGGCGCUUCUGCUGAUGCUCAAGGCGAGAGAGGCUGCUCCGCGACGUGGGUACUUCUACCGCUCCUGGAUGAGCAUCGUACAGUGCGUUCAGAUGGGCAAGGAGCUGGGACUGGAUGACCACUACGAGGACCACAAGGCCGGGCGAUCCUGCAACUCGUCUCCGGCGGACUGCGGCCUGAAAACCAGAAUUUGGCAGACGAUAUUCGUCUGCGAGACGAUGAUUGGUUCUGCGCAAGAUUACCAGGUUACUCGAAACUUCACCUACAUGGUUCGGCUUGUUCGCAACAUCGCACGGAUGAACAGGGUAUAUUCACGCAUCCACAAGCACAAGGACUGGACUGGCGACCCGGAGCUGGCUUCGCUGAAUCCCGAGGUCACAGCCUGGAUGACCGACCUCCCAAACGACCUGGCUGUGAACUACCCACCCGACGGCUCGCCUCCAUGGCUACCCUCUGCCUUCCUCGGAAAUAUGCACAGUUACUACUAUCUCAGUGUCAUCCUGCUGCAUCGCCCACAGCUGCAACAAUUUAACCCGUCUAGCAUGGACGGACAGUGGAAACACCAUAUGCUGUUGUGCUACAAUGCCGCAAAGAACUUGUGCCGCCUGCAAGAAGCCAUCCUACAAUCCUACGGCUUGAAUGGCCUCCAGUGUAUGCAGAGAGGUCUCCAUUUCACGCUCUACUGCAUCCUGUCUUGCAUCGUGCUGCAUCUGGUUGCCCUCACCUCACCUGAUCCAGACCUGAACACCGACGCCCGCGAGUAUAUGACACGGCACAUGAGGCUCUUGGAGAAGUGCACACACACGUGGACCAUGCCCGAGAUGAAGAAACAGAUCGAGUCGAUCCGCGAGGCUUUCUCAGCCGAUACUAGGAAGCCUUUCGUCCUGAGGACGACUUUUCCAUAUGGCAGCCCUCAGAGCACUACGCGCCUGAGCCCGGCGCAGACAAGCCCUGGUGACUACGCGCGCAGGGGGCCGAUGCGGGCUUCUGUUGAUCACCGUCAGCAGCAGACGAUCGACACGCAGGGCGCCGUCCAACAUUCCCAAGUCAGUUACCCCGGCCAGCAUCCAAUCACGCCGCCCAUUUCAGCGGGCCCUGUGGACUUGAAGAGUGACUCUCCAGCUGCGCAGUCACUCGCAAUGAUGGCCACCUCGGCUGCCGCACAGUCCAGUGCUACCCAAGCCCCGUCUCUACAGCCGUCCAUGUCCAUGACAACAGAUGGUAGCACGGGCUGGAACCCGACACGAAUUUUUGAUCAAUGGAACUCUUCAUUCGGUACGCCAUCUGCUCAGUCAACACCUGUAACGGGUGCUCCACCUUCGAGCAGCUCUCUAAGUCUUCCAAAUUCAGGUGCCGCCGAGGUCCCGACAAUCCAGGACAUCCAGCACGUCCAUGCUACGGUACCCUCAGUCGCCGCCGCUGCGGCAACCCAGCAGAUCUCGCCGCAUAGCCAGUACUCGGCUCCUCCCAUCCAGACCUUUAUUACACCCACUAUGUGGCAAGAAUCUGUGGCCAGUGUGUACGAGGGCGGGCUGAAGAGGAGUUGGGAUUACGAUGCGCGGAGGUGAAACGAGCAAACAGCAUAUCCUGCUCAUGAACCUUGGAAAACUAUCGACCACGUGACAAUCUUUGUUCCUUGUCAUCAAUGGUCUGGUAAUGUUGCGCGGUACUGAUUUGAUCACCAUUGAACAAAAAGAAAGGGAAAAAAGCUAAUCGAAGAGCACGAAGCGGAGCAGAAAGGAUAUACAGACUAAUUGGCAGGUGUAUGGGUUUUCCGGCGUUGUUGUCUGUUUUUUUUUCAUCUUUUUCUUCCACCGGGAUGUACUGGGGGCGAGCAUGUGGGAGCAUGGUUUCGGACGGGACGGUUUGAUCCGAUCCAUGGAAAAACGCGAUACCAUCAAAACUCUUUUGUUUAUGUUUUGUUUAUUUUCCUCCUCAAGUCUCUUGUUAUUUUCUUCUUGCUCUUCUUUAAUCGCCUUAUCUGCCUAUCUGCUUCACUAUGUAUCAUAUAUCGCGUUACAGGAGAAGCAAAGAUGUCAACGGCCUCAAAACUGACUGGGGCUAUCCGCAUUUCGGUGGGGGGGGGGGGGGAGACCUAGUUCGAGUCAAAAAAUAUCAAGACCGCGCCGCAGUACAAUUGCGGCCAUUUCUCUUCCC